CCUCUAUACUUCACCAAACACCACCACGUAACAUAAGCAUGUGAAGCUAUAUAUGGUUCCUCCAACUGCUAAUCCGCGACAUCCAGACAUGACACCCUUCAAAUUCCCACCACCACCGCCACCGCCGCCGAAAGCGACUGCGCCACCUCACGACGCGUCGGAGUAUGCUUCAAGCCAGCGCGGAGGGCUUGGGAACUUUCGAGGACGAGGAUUGAGCCGGGGUCGGGGUCAAGGCCAUGGCGGUGGUCGCGGGAAUAACUUUAGAGGAAAUUCAGGGAGCGGACAUGGCCAUAAUGAGGGCCGGAACGCUCAAGCAACUGGUGGCUGGAGAUCAGGCCAACAUUCCAAUGGACAGGACUAUCAGAACUAUGGGCAACACCAGUCUUUUGAUCCUCAAUCAAGCGCAACGCCAAAUUCUUCCUUUGGGCCAUACGUGAAUCCGCUCUGGACAAGCCAAGUGCAGAUGGCGCAGCCGCAGAUAAAUCCUGCGGCAUUCGGCCAGGCAUUGACAAUGCCUACCACAGCUGCGCUUGCGAAUCACCCACCCAACGGAGCCCCUGCGCCUCAGAUGCCGCAGUCACCACCGCCCCAGAAAUACCUUCAACAGCAUUCGCCGCCACAGCAAAUACAUGGGAGGAAGCGGAAGCGGACCGAGCGAGCUACAAAUUGGAGAGCAGAGAGCGUCGCGAACCCGGCUCAGAAUUCGCAGCUACCAGCUCAGAAACCACAGAAAGCCAAAGCCGCUGUCGCCCCAUCUGUGCCAAGUUUUGGGUUCAUAUUACCCACUCCCAAGAAGUCCCCAGUCGCCGGUUCCCCCAAAGCCAAGCCUUGGCCCGAUUUAAACAAGCGUAAAGUACACUUGGGUCUCACGGCACAGAACAAGCUAGAGCCAGAGAGCAGCAGCGAUGAAGAGGUUGAUGAGGAAGCGGUAUUCGCCGCAAAGAUUACGGGAAUGGUAUUCGAGCAUGACGGGCAAACGAUAUCGUUGCAAACCCCAGCAGAACUUGUUGCCUGGAGGAAAGAUAGGAAGAAACACUACCCUACAAGGACAAGGAUUGAAGAGAAAACAAGAGAAGCUGCUGAGAGGAGGGCGAGCGAAUUGGAAUUUCUGAGGAGGAUCAAGAAGGGGACAACAAAUAAGACUGAAGGUAAUCACCAUGGUUCAGAUGUAGUCGAGCCACCUCCAACUAGGGAACAAAAGAGCUCAGAAAAACACACCUAUGAUUUUGGUGAGCUGCAGAGGAACCUAGGGGAGCAAAUUCUUGAGGAUGUGUUAACAAAGCCGGCGAUACUUCUACCUGAACUGGCAGGCAACAAGCCCAAGACUGCCGACCUUGGUCCUGGCUAUACCAGCGAAACCGAGCCAAAGGAGGAAACUAGCUCUGAAUUUGAGGAAUCAUCUGUAGUAUCGAGCUUGGAGGGGUCUUCUGAUGGCCUGGACUCGGACGAUAGCGAUGCAGCACCAGAGGAGCAAUCGUCGAAGACAGUUAUUGCUCCUACCGUUGUGCCACUAGAGCCUGCGAAAUUUGGGAGACCACUGAGGAAGAAAGAUCAUUCCACAGAAUGCGUGCAGUGGAAACGGUACGGCAAAUGCAAUUAUGGCAAUCAGUGCAAAUGGCCCCACCCACCGAAGGUAGAAAAGAAGGCGGGUUUGUUCGAAACGCUAGUGGAGCAGGAGAAGCGACAAGCAGAUCAAUUAGCACUCGAUGCUAUCAAAUAUCUCGGCCGGCACGGGUUCUUGGGUUAAAAAAUUGCACUGAGCAAUUAGGGGACGUAUGGCCCUGAAUGCGCCCAUGGAUACCUGAGCGCCGGCUAUCCAAUUUCUACAGGCCUUUGUGUAUCUGCGAGCUGCUUGUAUUCCACGCUUCCAGCCUCUAUUUGAAUCGGG
Messenger RNA from Lindgomyces ingoldianus, 1888 nucleotides. RefSeq lists its product as uncharacterized. Gene Ontology annotation, cellular component: nucleus. Gene Ontology annotation, molecular function: RNA binding; metal ion binding. Lineage: Eukaryota; Fungi; Ascomycota; Dothideomycetes; Pleosporales; Lindgomycetaceae. The coding region runs from base 53 to 1747 and encodes 564 amino acids. The transcript has 2 exons. The record is from RefSeq and is a predicted model, not a curated record. Gene Ontology annotation, biological process: box C/D snoRNP assembly.